AUGAAGCUUUUUUAUCUUUUUACGGCAACUCUUGCAGAGAGACAACGGGGCAAUAUUACGGCUCUAGAACGAUCUUCUGGUUCCUGCGCGGCAGUCGAUAAUCCUAAGUGUUGUGGAAGUCAAUUCGAAAGCAACGGGGGAUCUUGCUCCAAUGGGUGCUAUUGCGAUGCCGUUUGCUGCUCGUAUGGCGACUGCUGUGAUGACUACGAUACCACCGGCAUUUGCAAUAUCUUAAUAGGCUCUUGUGGCUUCCAAAACGGCGACCCAAAUGCACCUGGCCCAGGAGGAGCAUCCAACACGACAACAACGACGACGACAACAACGACAACAACUUCAACGACAACGACCACAACAACAACUUCAACAACCACAAUCGUUCAACUGGAAGAGAAAUACGACGAGCUCGAAUUCGUUCUUGACGACGCUGUUUCCGAUCAUCCCAACGAUGGCCUGAAGAAUUUCUACAAGAUAAAGCAGCGAUUCGGCUGGUUUAAUGACUACGUUGAUAGUCCCUGCGUGAACCCGGCCGGUGCUGGCCCAGGAGUUGCACCAGACUACAUCGAUCCUACCAUCGCCAUCACUGAUCCUUGCCUCGCCGCCGAAACCUUCUACAACUCCCUCCUCGGCUUCUAUGAUGACUUCGUCUGCUUGGAUCGAGUUCCACCAAAGAUCGCCGCCAAAGUCCCCGCUCAACUGGCGCACGCGAAGAAUCUCUUCAACCGAAUCUUGAGAAAGACCCCAUCCUGCUCACCAAUUGUCUAG
Messenger RNA from Oikopleura dioica, 762 nucleotides. Lineage: Eukaryota; Metazoa; Chordata; Appendicularia; Copelata; Oikopleuridae. The record is from the annotation of a GenBank genome assembly.